Molecule: messenger RNA, 2289 nt
Organism: Ustilaginoidea virens
Lineage: Eukaryota; Fungi; Ascomycota; Sordariomycetes; Hypocreales; Clavicipitaceae
Exons: 1
Coding region: 1-2289 (762 amino acids)
Biological process (GO): transcription preinitiation complex assembly; DNA-templated transcription initiation; transcription by RNA polymerase III
Cellular component (GO): nucleus; transcription factor TFIIIB complex; transcription preinitiation complex
Molecular function (GO): TBP-class protein binding; RNA polymerase III general transcription initiation factor activity; RNA polymerase III type 3 promoter sequence-specific DNA binding
Source: RefSeq, a predicted model, not a curated record
AUGUCUUCAUUAUUAAAUCCAAGUAGAAAGCCUCUCGGCGGUGGAGGCAUCACCACCCAGUCUCGGUUUUCUCGACCAAAUGCUAUCCGGGCCAUGCGGGAACGCGAAGAACGUCGCCAAGCGCAGACGGCCGGAGCGCAACUUCAGUCGGCCUCCUCGUCAGCAAACCGCGGCGGGUCUGUCGCCGUGCCUGCUCGUCAGCAAUGUCCCAACAAGGCUUGUCCCAAACCAAACGUUGUCGAUGGCACUUGUCGGACGUGUGGCCGCGUUGCUGACGACAGCAAUAUCGUCGCCGAGGUCCAGUUUGGCGAGACCUCGUCCGGUGCAGCCAUGGUCCAGGGCUCCUUCAUUGGCGCCGACCAAGCUGGCGUUCGGAGCAUGGGUCCCGCCUUCAGAAGAGUCGGCGGCACCGAGGACCGGGAGAAGAGCAUUCGGGAAGCUCGUGGUCUCAUGCAAGGUUACGCACAGCAACUCAAUGUCAGCGACAGCCUGGUCACGGCCGGAACCCAAGUUUUCAAGCUGGCUUCUGGGGCCAACUUUGUCCAAGGACGAACCCUCGCCAGUGUGGCUGCAGUCUGUCUUUACGCCGCCUGCCGAGCAGAACCACCCUGCAAGGUUAUGCUGAUUGACUUGGCCGACUUGGUCCAGCUCAACGUUUUCAAGCUGGGCCGCAUCUUUAAAAAACUCAACGAAGUCGUCCCCAUUGGCAAUGAUGGACUCAUCCCCGUCUAUCCCGAAGAUCUCAUCUGGCGGUUUGCAACCAAGAUGGAGUUUCACCAAGACACCGCCAAGGUGGCAGAGGAUGCCGUCAGACUCGUGAAGCGGAUGAGCCGAGAUUGGAUGGUCAUGGGCCGUCGCCCGUCCGGCAUUUGCGGUGCCUGUUUGUUGAUGGCUGCGCGCAUGCACAACUUUCGGCGAACCAUUCGUGAGGUGGUCUACAUUGUAAAGGUGACGAACCAUACCAUUCAAAACCGGCUUCAAGAAUUCAACGUUACCGAGUCGAGCCAAAUGUCGGUGGAAGAUUUCCUGAAGCAGGACUUUCUGGAAAGCUCGCAUGACCCUCCUUCGUUUUACCGCAAAUCCCAAGAGUACAAAAGGAUGGCUGGGGACAAGUCGCGAAAAAGGAAGCGAGGUGCCACCGCCGAACAUGCCAAUCAUGACCAAGGCGACGACGAUGGCGACGACGAUGGCGACGGCGACGGCGACGGCACCCGUGGAGCUCCCGCGGAAUCACGUCAGCGAAGGUUGACUGAAGGUGGUGCCGACUUGUCAAAAGCUCCCGUCAUCAAAUUUCGCCGCGAUGCCGACGGCUUCAUUAUCCCACCUCUGCCCACACAAAUACCAGUGGACAUGCCUGCCAUACGCGGGAUCGGUGACAACGUAGAUGCCCAGCACGACGACGAGGCUUCUGCUGACGACCUGGAGAAACUGGCGCAUGAGUUUGGAGAUGCCAUCGACGAGGAGCUAGACCAGCAAGAGGGACAGCAAGAGGGCUCUGCUCGCAAAGGGAAGCAGUCGGCCAAGCCACAGCUUCCCAUCAACGAGGAAUGGGAAGAGGACGAGGCGGAGCUAGAGGGCCAGAUUGAGGAAAUCUUCAAUGACCCGCUCACCUACGAGCACGCCCUCGCCUACUCCAACGCGGAGCAACGCGCAAGAAUUCAUUCCCACUGGGCGCUGAAGCAACGACCAAUCAAGGCAGUCUCCAUGGCUGCCGAUGUAACGGAAGAUGAGUUCGCCGAUGACCCCGAGGUGAUCAACUGUCUGUUAUCGCCCGACGAAGCGCGCAUCAAGGAGCUCAUCUGGGUGAACCAAAACAAGGACUGGCUACGGCAGAAUCAAGAAAAGCUGUUCCGGAAGAAGGUGGAAGCUGAAAGGCCCAAGCAGACCCGUCGCCGCAGGAAGAGGGCGCGCAUGGGUGAGGGUCAAACCAGUCCCGCCAGCUCUGCGGCCGAGGCCGCCAUCAACGUGGCCAAGGACAGGGCAUGGUCGAAGCGAAUCAACUACGACGCCAUCCGCAGUAUUUUCGACAUGCCCAACGUGGGAGGGCUCGGUUCCGAAGCCACGAGUCGCAAGACGAGCGCGGCAGGGAGCACCUUUGGCGGCGACGACGCAAACGAGGCAGAGGAGGCAGAGGAGAGCGUGGCUGGUGACGAGGAACAAGAAGAAGAUGACGACAAUGGCGAGUACGGCGAGGAGGGGGGACUUGACGGUGAUGGAGAAGAAUUUGGCGGUGGUUAUGACGAGAAUGACGGAGAUGUAGAGGGCGACUAUGGUCUGGAAGAUGACUAG